Lodderomyces elongisporus is the source of this 1236-nucleotide messenger RNA. RefSeq lists its product as uncharacterized. Gene Ontology annotation, biological process: protein phosphorylation. The coding region runs from base 1 to 1236 and encodes 411 amino acids. The record is from RefSeq and is a predicted model, not a curated record. Lineage: Eukaryota; Fungi; Ascomycota; Pichiomycetes; Serinales; Debaryomycetaceae. The transcript has a single exon. Gene Ontology annotation, molecular function: protein kinase activity; ATP binding.
AUGUCGGCACCAGAGUUAACCGAGGUUAGAGCACCUAUUGACCUUGAUGGUCUCCGCACUUACUUGAGUAAAGUGUCAAACUCAACACCCGAAACACAAAUUGGCUAUAAUGCCCAAGUGCCACGCUCAUUCCAAACAAUCAAGCAAUUCACGUUUGGCCAAUCAAACCCAACUUAUUAUCUUGAAGAUGAUCAAGGUCGAUCUUUUGUACUUCGUCGGAAACCAUCGGCCAAUGCGAAGUUGAUCCAACGUUCGGCUCACGCUAUUGAAAGAGAGUUUUUCAUCUUGAAUGCAAUCAACAUGCUCAAUCAAGAUGCUGAGCUCAAAAUCCCUGUGCCACAGGUCCAUUUGCUUUGCGAAGACGAAGGUGUUAUAGGCUAUGUUUUCUACUUGAUGGAGUAUGUCAAUGGAAUCCAAUUGAAGAACCCUAGCUUGCCGGAAUUUUCGCCAGAGGCUCCAGAGAGACAAGUUAUUUGGGAGUCCAUUUUCCAGACCAUAGCUGCAAUCCACUUGCUUGAUGCUGAACAGCUUAUCAAGCUUCUCCCAGCUUCCCAUUUCCCACAAUUCCAGAAUUUGGACAAGUUGCGCAACACGACGUAUUUCCAGCGUCAGAUCAAGACAUUAGGUGCUAUCCACAAGAAACAGUCUACUCACGUUGACAAAAUACCCAACUGGGACAAAAUAACCGAGUUUUUGUUGCAAAAUGCUCCUCGUGACCCAUCCAAACUUUCGCUUAUCCAUGGUGAUUGCAAAAUCGACAAUUUCUUAUUUGAUCCUAAAACGUACAAAGUAAGUGCGGUCUUGGAUUGGGAAUUGUGCACCAUUGGCCAUCCCUUAUUUGACUUGAGCAACUUUCUCCAACCGUAUGGAUUACCGCAACAAUUCAAUGCAAUGUUGUACAAGACCAAGCCCAAUAAGCUGUCUUUGAGUUUCGGGAUGGAAGACCCUUCUUCGCAGCAAUUUCUUCGCAAGCAAUUGCAAAAUUAUAACAAGCUAGUGACGUGGGAUACGCGCGAUCCACAAAACAACCCUCUAGACAAGUGGAAUGUUGGACACGUCUUUGGAUUGUUGAGAUUGAGUGUUAUUUCUCAAGGUAUUGCAAUGAGAGUUAAAAUGGGCAAUGCAUCAAGCGCACUGGCUGAGCAGUAUGCCAAGAUGUAUCCAUAUUUGAGCCAGUUGGCAACAGACGUUAUUGAUGAGCAAGAAAAGCAAGAAAAGCAUAAAGGGAAAUUAUAA